Molecule: messenger RNA, 628 nt
Organism: Botrytis sinoallii
Lineage: Eukaryota; Fungi; Ascomycota; Leotiomycetes; Helotiales; Sclerotiniaceae
Exons: 3
Coding region: 1-381 (126 amino acids)
Cellular component (GO): cytosol
Source: RefSeq, a predicted model, not a curated record
AUGGCCUCUUCGUCUUCCGAAAGCGGCGCAAUCGAUUAUGCCAAUCUUCCUACACCUCCCAGAGCUGUUGCGGAUUUUUGUUUGAUUCCCAUCGGUACACCCACAGCUUCGGUAUCGAAAGAAGUAGCCGCGGUCCAGCGAUUGAUGAAGGCUAGUGGAUUGAGUUAUAGUAUGCAUUCUGCUGGUACGACUGUUGAAGGUACCUGGGACGAAGUAAUGCGCCUGAUAGGUCAAGCCCACACACUCGUCCAUCAAAACGGUGUUUUACGUGUUCAGACUGAUAUUAGAGCCGGUACGCGGACAGAUAAGGAACAGCAUUUUGCAGAGAAGGUUACGAAGGUUGAGAGUUUGCUUGCUGGGGAGGAAGAUGGUGGGAAGUAGAAGAGGGGAAAGGGGGUUGGAUGGAGAGGUUGAAGAAUGAAUGAUAAGCGAAGGGAUUUGAGAGUUGCAGAGUUGAGAAUACCUGAAUCGUAUUAAGGACUUGAAGAAAAGCACAGCGAAUACCUAGCAAUGAAUGAUGAAUUGCAAUAUACUUGGUUCGUGAGUGCUACAGGUUAGAGAAACGAGGGUCGAAGUUAAAAAGCGUGAAGAAUAUUCGUAAUGUGUGUGAAAAUGAUAAAACGAUAGA